This is a messenger RNA of Colias croceus (clouded yellow), 3474 nucleotides long. RefSeq names its product CAAX prenyl protease 1 homolog. Gene Ontology annotation, biological process: CAAX-box protein processing. The record is from RefSeq and is a predicted model, not a curated record. The transcript has 2 exons. NCBI's taxonomy places the organism in Eukaryota, Metazoa, Arthropoda, Insecta, Lepidoptera, Pieridae. Bases 1218 to 2543 code for a protein of 441 amino acids. Gene Ontology annotation, cellular component: endoplasmic reticulum membrane. Gene Ontology annotation, molecular function: metalloendopeptidase activity.
UGUCGGUGUAACGACCGAUGGUUGCACUUGACUGUUGCAUAUACCUUCGCAUUUAUUUACGCUAACUUCACCACUGCACGAUCUUAAUAGACUACCCAUGUCGUCGUAUUCCUCUGUAAAAUUUUAAUAUAUUUUUAUGUAAAGCAAUCAAAAUAUAAUUACCUACUACUUACAAAAUAUAAUUAAUAAUUAAUUACUACGUUACAUUCAUAAUCGCUAAUUGCACAAUAAUUACCUUUCGUAACGUGUAUUUCGGAAGGAAUUGUCUCACAAUUUUCUUCUGCAUAGCAUUUAAUAACUGUUAAUAAAAUAAUUUCUAAAAUAACUAAGGAAAAUUUGUAUGAAAGAAAAGCCAUAUUUGAAUGUGAUUAUUACUAGAUCGUGGAGUUUGCACUGCCGUAUUGGCCGUCUCAUCAGCUAUUUAUAUGAAAAGUACCCCUUAUAGUUCAUGUAACAUUGAUUGCUUUCUCCUCGGGGGGUUAUUUAUGUGUGUAAGUAUCAAAACGUGUUUAACUAAAUGCUUCUGUGUGAGGUACAUAGUCGAAUUUAUAUUGUAUUCAUUUUAAUUCAAUGACUAGUAACGAUCGAUCGUCGGUCUCUUGGAUUUAACCACAUUCGCUUAUUAUAUUGUAGUGAUGAUAACUUUACAAUUUUUAAAAAAUUGAAAUUAAGAAGUCUAGCCGAGAAAAAGCGGUGCGAUGAGGAGCCAGUUAUUUCAAAUUUAAAAUCAUACAUAAUUUUAAAGAAACCACGUGUAGGUUAAGUGUGUAGGUAUGUAUAACAAUGUUUUAUUUUGAUCUACGUGCUCUAUCUAAACUUUUGAAUCCUCAAAUACUGGCAAUGCAGAAAAAUUAAAUUAAUUAAAGCUGUCGGUCUCAAUUCUAAUUUUUUCCACAUUUCUUCUUAAAUUCUUGUAUUUUUUUAUUUGAUAAAUUAUCUUGUAAAUUAGCUAUAAAUAAUAAUCAAAAUAAAUACGCAAUCUAGUGGAAAUUUGCUUUAAAAAAAUCUAAAUUGUCUAUGGUAUCUUGAUGACAUUUUCCGGCGUUCACACUUCACAAUUUACAUUUCAUUUCACACUUUCCGGCAAUCGGCAUCGGCGGAUUACAGUCAAUGUCAAAGUUUGUAGAUGUGUUUUAUUGUACCUACAUUACACUGUAUCCUAAAAAGAGUGCAUUCAAUUACAAAUUAAUACCUGCUCAACUACACCGGCUUUCAUCAUGUUUAAUGAAGAUUUGUUAUUACUACUUAUUUUAGUGUUUAUAUGGGCUGAAUAUCUAUGGGAGCAGUACUUAUCUUUGCGUCAGCUAAAAAUAUAUAAAACAAACAAUACUAUUCCGGAGGAUUUAAAAGAAAUGCUAAAUGAAGAUUCAUUCAAGAAAGCCCGUGUGUAUGGUAUUGAUAAAUCUCAGUUUAAAAUCGCUAAGGAGUUUUAUAGUAUAGCAUUAACCACUGUAAUCCUGUACAAUAGAUGGGUGUAUACGGCUUGGGCUAAAUCUGAAAACAUUGCGUCUAUUUUCGGUAUCAAUGCUGACCAAGAAAUACUUGUAAGUUGCAUCUUCAUGACAUUUGUAACAUUAUUCAAUUUCCUUGUGAAUCUACCAUUUACAAUUUAUGCCACAUUUGUACUUGAAGAGAAGCAUGGUUUCAACAAACAAACGAUUGGGUUCUUUAUUAAGGACCAAAUGAAGAGUUUAGCGCUGAGUUUGGUUAUAACAUUGCCUAUAAUUUCAGUAGCUAUAUACAUAAUAAUGUUAGGAGGCAACAUGUUUAUCGUCUGGUUGUGGCUGUUUACGACAGUUGUAUCCUUGUUCUUGCUCACUAUAUAUCCAUCAGUGAUAGCUCCCAUAUUUGAUAAAUUUGAACCUCUACCUGAUGGUCCGCUAAGAUCUGGCAUAGAAAGUUUGGCUUCAAAACUAUCAUUUCCACUGUCUCAGGUAUACAUUCUUGAAGGUUCCAAACGUUCAGUCCACAGUAAUGCAUACUUCAGUGGUCUAUUUGGUGAGAAAAGGAUAGUUUUAUUUGACACAUUACUUGAAAAAUAUGAUGAAACAAAGAAUGUUACAACAGGUUGUACAGAUAAUGAGAUUUUAGGCGUUUUAGCUCACGAACUGGGCCACUGGAAAUGUAGUCAUAUUUAUAAAUCAAUUGCCCUAACUGAAGUAAAUCUCUUGUUAUUAUUUAGUGCUUUUGGAUUACUUUUUAAGAAUUCUCUGUUAUACACAACAUUAGGUUUCUCGUCAGGUCAAGAACCUAUUAUAAUUGGCUUGAUUGUAGUUUUACAAUUGAUUCUGGCUCCAUACAAUUCCCUUUUAUCGUUCUUUGCUACAGCUCUCUCACGUAAGUUCGAAUUUGAAGCAGAUAACUUUGCCGUGGGCUUAAAUUAUGCAAAUGAAUUGAAAUCUUCUCUUAUUAAGUUAGGGAAGGACAAUUUAGACUAUCCUAUUUAUGACAAACUCUAUUCUGCUUGGUAUCAUUCACAUCCAACUCUACUGCAUAGAAUAGAAAACAUAAAGAAGCAAGCUUCAAAUAGUAAAAAAGAUUAGAUCAUAUCUUUGUCUGCAUUUUUAACAGUACAAUUAUUAUAAUUAUUAAUACUACUUUAGGACUGUAAAUAUGUAUAGUUACUAGUCCAAUCUUGCAUUUUACUGUUUUUAGUUGAAUGAAAGAGUAAAGAGUUAUGCACAAUACUUUUUGAAAAAUUUAGAAUCUGUAUUUUUAUAUAUAAACAAAUAUUGCUCUAAAAUGGGAAGUAUAAUUUAAACAAAUUACCUAAUUAUGUAUUUUAAGUAUUAUUCACAUGUCAUCAAAAAUAUUGGCUAUGGUUAAAAUAUAAUGAUAAGGUUGUGUCUUCAUUUAUUAUUUUUAACUAUUUACAAGACUUAGGCCGCAUUACGAUUUUUUCCUAGAAUUGGUAAACGGCAGGAAGGCUAGAGAUGCACACACAACUUCUAUUAAAAACUAUUUUUUGCGCGGAUUUGCGGUUUACACCCAUUCAUUUAAUUUUGUAACAACUCGCGAUUUUAAAAUCAGUUGCGUGAAGAAGCGCUCAUGAGCGCCCAUUAUAUUGAUUUUAUUGACUCAAAAAAGCCGCUGUGGCUGAACCGUAGUGCGGCCUAUGCCUUAAAAUCAGAUCAGCAGAAAAAAAGGCUUAGUUGAUCUGCAGCCUUAUUGUGUAUUUAAGAUAAUAUAAUUGCAUAAUAUUUUGUCAACACAGUUAGGUAUAUAACUAUAAGAAAAAUGUUUUCGAUUUCUGUAAACCUGAAAAAGUUUAAAUUAAAAUAUUACAACUUUAGUUGAAAGAUCUCGUAGUUUGAUGUCGUAAUUUAUAACCUAUAGGAUUUUAAGGUAAAUUAAAAGCCUGAGAAUUAUAAAAUCCUUAUAUAAUAUUAUGUACUUCUAUAAAUCUUCUGACUGUUUUAAGAUAUAUAUUAACCAUUAAAUGUGUUAUUAGAAAUAAAUAGUAUACAUUAUGCA